AACACUGUCGUAUAUUUCCAGACGCUCCCAUUCUGCCACUGGUGUCCGGCUCCUUUGUCACAGAAGUUUGUGAGAGAGCGAUGGAGGCCAAUGGAGGUGGACUAGAGGACAUGAACGAGCCGGCUCUGGGGGAGUGCUUGAGUGGGUACGUUGACCAAGGAAGCGUGGAGAGUCACAGGUACUAUCGUUCUCGGAGAACCGUGAUGGAGAUGCUUAAAGACAGAGGCUACUCCGUACCCACUUCCGAUCUUAACCUCACUCUCAAUGACUUUCGUGCCAUUCAUGGCCUCUCCCCUGACCCUGAACGCCUCCGAUUCUCCGUUACUCAUCUCAAGAACCCUUCUAAGAGGAUUCUUGUCAUUUUCUGUGGGCCUGGUGCGGUGAAAGUGAAUACAGUUCGAAGUAUUGCAGCUCAGAUUGUUAAUAGAGAUACUCUAAAGGGGCUAAUUUUAAUAAUUCAAAACCCAAUAACAAGUCAAGCUCAAAAGGCUCUUGAUUCGUUGCCUUUUAAAGUUGAAAUUUUCCAGAUUACUGACUUGCUUGUUAACAUCACAAAGCAUGUUUUGAAGCCGAGCUAUAAGUUCCUGACUAAUCAGGAGAAACAAAGACUCCUAAAGAAGUACAGCAUAGAAGAAAAGCAGCUGCCUCGAAUGUUGAAAGAAGAUGCAAUUGCUGGAUACUACGGACUUCAGAAGGGGCAAGUGGUGAAGAUUUCGUACAGUGGUGGAAUCUCCGACUCUUAUGUUACAUAUCGCUGCGUUUGGUGAUCCCUUUUCUGUGCAGUUCACUAAUUGGUAGCAUAGUUUUAGUGUUAUAUAAAAGUAAGAUUGUUGACCUCUACUGCUAUUAUAUAUCUUGUGGGAUUUUGGUUCGAUGUUUUUGUCUGUGUACCUUUCUAUCGUUUAGUCAUACCCUUUUGUGGGAUGGAAUUAUAAAUUUUCAUGCUCGAAGGGCACAUUGGUGGUCAAAGAGUGUAGGUUAAACAAAUAUUCUUGUUAAAAAAGAGGAAGAACCUGUUCAUGGUCACUUUUCUCAA
Molecule: messenger RNA, 1036 nt
Organism: Humulus lupulus (European hop)
Lineage: Eukaryota; Viridiplantae; Streptophyta; Magnoliopsida; Rosales; Cannabaceae
Product: DNA-directed RNA polymerase V subunit 5A
Exons: 4
Coding region: 81-767 (228 amino acids)
Biological process (GO): DNA-templated transcription
Molecular function (GO): DNA binding; DNA-directed RNA polymerase activity
Source: RefSeq, a predicted model, not a curated record